Volvox carteri f. nagariensis is the source of this 612-nucleotide messenger RNA. RefSeq lists its product as uncharacterized. Bases 1 to 612 code for a protein of 203 amino acids. The transcript has 5 exons. NCBI's taxonomy places the organism in Eukaryota, Viridiplantae, Chlorophyta, Chlorophyceae, Chlamydomonadales, Volvocaceae. The record is from RefSeq and is a predicted model, not a curated record.
AUGUCGGAGAGCAUCGUCGACCAAUUGGCUGAUGCCGCCAACUCCGCCGGCCAGCGAAUCAAGGAGACCUUCGGAGCUGAGGAUACACAGGGCGAGGGCCGCAGCAACAUGCAGAUGACCAGCGGCGGCGGCGACCGUGACAAGGACCGUACCCAGACGUCCGCUAGCGAGGAUGCCCACGACCUUGCAUCGGCGGCGGAGGAUAAGACCAAUGAGGUCAUUGACCGUGCCAGAGAGGCGGCUGCGUGGCCGCAAGAGUCAAUAGUGGUGGUGGCAGUGGGUGUGGCAGUGAUGAGUGGCAGCCGGGUAGUCUUUCCCUGUCAAAGACGUCCUCACCUGUACUCCGUAGAAUGGCUCGAAUGGUGUGUGACCACCCAGGACAUGUCGCAGCGCGCCGACGAUGCAUACAAGGGCACCAAGGGCUUCGUGGCGGAUGAGUCGGAAAAGGCUCGCAGCGCCAUGGAUGACAUGAAGACCCGGGCCGCGGAGAGUGUUCCAGGCCGCGACACGCAAGAUCCACAGGUUACCAGCGAGACGGGUCAGAAUGCGGGAUACGAGGCGGCGCGCGAUAUGUCGGAGAAGGUCGAGGACGUGCUUGGGAUGUCUGCGUAG